CAAAUUAAUAUGAAGAUCAUUUUAGAAAAAAUCUGUAAAUUAUAUAAAAAAAAAUGUAUAUUAGAUAAUUUACAUAUUACUUUUUCACAAUACGAAAUUUUAGGUUUAUUGGGGCCAAACGGAACAGGUAAAACUAGUAUUUUUAAAAUCAUAACCGGUAUAAGCAAGCCAGAUAAAGGCAAGGUAUUGCUCAAUGGAGAAGAUAUUACUAAUGUGCCCAUGCAUCAAAGAGCAAGAUUGGGGAUAUGCUAUCUCCCUCAAGAAUCUAGCAUAUUCAGAAGAUUAACAGUAAAGGAUAAUUUAAAAUUAGCUUUAGAAGAACUAGAUUAUUCUAAAACAAUAGAAAGUAAUAUUAUAAAAUCAUUUACAUCAUACUUUCAAAUAGAUAAAACAUUAAAUACUUUUGGUUCAUAUAUUUCUGGUGGAGAAAGAAGAAAAUUAGAAAUAGCAAGAGCUGUAAUUAUAAAACCCAAGUUUUUGCUCUUAGAUGAACCUUUCGCGGGUAUAGAUCCCAUAUCUAUUUCAGAGUUGCAAGAAAUAAUUGUAAAUUUAAAUAAAUCCGGUAUUGGAAUACUAAUUACAGAUCAUAAUGUUAGAGAAACACUUAAAAUAACACAUAGAUCGUAUAUUUUAUCAGGUAAUAAUAUUUUAGCAUCUGGUACAACUCGACAAUUAAUAGAAAACAAAGCAGUUAGAGAAUCUUAUUUAGGUAAUGAUUUUACCUUAUAAAAAAAAUUAUAUUUAUAAUAAGAACCAUUGAAAAUUUUAAAUAAAAAACUAUAUGUUUGC
This is a messenger RNA of Galdieria sulphuraria, 789 nucleotides long. Its product is annotated as [pt] ABC transporter, ATP-binding protein. Gene Ontology annotation, cellular component: ATP-binding cassette (ABC) transporter complex; plasma membrane. Gene Ontology annotation, molecular function: ATP binding; ATP hydrolysis activity. Lineage: Eukaryota; Rhodophyta; Bangiophyceae; Galdieriales; Galdieriaceae. The record is from RefSeq and is a predicted model, not a curated record. Gene Ontology annotation, biological process: transmembrane transport. The transcript has a single exon. Bases 10 to 729 code for a protein of 239 amino acids.